Molecule: messenger RNA, 1448 nt
Organism: Lutra lutra (Eurasian river otter)
Lineage: Eukaryota; Metazoa; Chordata; Mammalia; Carnivora; Mustelidae
Gene: MRPL12
Product: mitochondrial ribosomal protein L12
Exons: 5
Coding region: 587-1186 (199 amino acids)
Biological process (GO): translation; mitochondrial transcription
Cellular component (GO): ribosome; mitochondrial large ribosomal subunit
Molecular function (GO): structural constituent of ribosome
Source: RefSeq, a predicted model, not a curated record
AGAGGGCAGCGGAGCUCCCGGCGCUAGGUGACCCCGGCUGCGGGCGUGGCCCCCACCUCGGGGCCUGUCGAGAAAGGUCACUUGGGACCCUCACGUCCGCCCCGCAGCGGAGCCGAAACCCGGGGUCGCCCGGCGCGAGGGUCCGGCGGGUGUCGGGGAGUAGGGGUCACAGCACUGUCCUCCCUGGCCGGACUGCUCCGGGGCCGGGACCGCCUCCCCGAGCCUCGGCCUUCUCGACCUUCGUCCACCUUGCGAGGAGAGGGCCCCAGCUACUCAGCGGCCCGCCCCAGGACCCCGACCCCAAGUCCCAGCCGCCACCAACGAGCCUCCCCUGCGCGGCUCGUCGCCCUGCGGGUAACCACAGAGAGCGAGCGGAAGCCGGCACGAGGUGCGGCUAGAGCGUCCUCUCUAGCUUUUUUUUCCGUUUCCCCGGAGGCCUCGUGGGCAAGAGCGUCCUCACGCAGCUCGAAUGCUCGGCGGCCCCAGCGGCUAGAGCGUCCUCACGCACCUCGAAUGCUCCGCGGCCCCGGCGGCUAGAGCGUCCUCCUCCCGGGGAGCCGCGUGUGACCUUCCCGCCCGCGGACCGAUGCUGCCCGCAGCCGCUCGCCCCAUUUGGGGGCCGUGUCUCAGGCUUCAGGGCGCUGCGCUCCGUCUCGCCAGGCAACAGGUGCCGCGUGUCUGCACUGUGCGGCUGAUGAGAUGCAGCAGCCGUCGGAGGGGGGAGGCCCUCGCCGGUGCCCCCCUGGAUAACGCGCCCAAGGAGUACCCCCCGAAGAUCCAGCAGCUGGUCCGGGACAUCGCCAGCCUGACGCUCCUGGAGAUCUCCGAUCUCAACGAGCUUCUGAAGAAAACGCUGAAGAUCCAGGAUGUCGGACUCAUGCCGAUGGGCGGCACGGUGCCUGGAGCUGCUCCUGCUGCCGCAGCAACCCCCGAGGCGGCAGAAGACGACGUCCCCACACGGAAAGAACAGACACAUUUCACCGUCCGCCUGACAGAGGCAAAGCCCGUGGACAAAGUGAAGCUGAUCAAGGAGAUCAAGAACUACAUCCAGGGCAUAAACCUCGUUCAGGCAAAGAAGCUGGUGGAGUCCCUGCCCCAGGAAAUCAAAGCCAAUGUCUCCAAGGCCGAGGCGGAGAAGAUGAAGGCCGCCCUGGAGGCGGUGGGCGGCACCGUGGUUCUGGAGUAGGCCAGCUCUGAGGACUGGUGGACAGGGGUGCCUGGGACCUGGGUGAGGCCCCAGCAUCUGGGCCCCGCUGGUGGGAGCGGCCUCCGGACAGAACGACAGCACUGGUGCCCAUGGGCCAACUCCGUCAGGCGGAUGGACCUGCUGAGCCUGGAGGCGCGGCUCCUGUGUGAGCGAGCACCAGGGAGAUGGACUCUAGAACUUACUGCGGUCAACGCACACCCCCUGGUGGCCACUGAGAAAAAUACAUUGUUUGGGCGCGGUG